CCAGUGCCGGACCAUCAGCUCAGCUGAGUACAACCCAAAGCAACCGUCAUGAUUGGAACAAUUAAAUUUGACUAAUUUUAAAUACAUUUUGAAUUAAUUGCAAUUUUCUUUAAAGUAAAAAAAAAAAUAAAGGUCGCUUCUUCAUUUUACUGUGCUUUGUCUCCGUACUGGCUAAAUGGCAGUCCACGGCAGCAUCCAGCGCUUCCGUGAUAUCCUAAUACGGUAACUUUUCUUUCGCCAAAGUUAAAAAAACAAACAAAAUCGAAUCUUGCUUAGACUGAUUUGUGCUGGGCUUGUACUUUUCUCCAUUGCGACUGCUUUAACACAACUUUCUGUCGGUGUCAAUAUAUAGUUAUUGGCAGUUAUUGGCUGGAAUUAGGAAUCAGUUGGAACCUAUUCAAAUUUAAACUCCGUAUUUCAAGGGCUAGGUCAAAAUUGUUUUGUUAAUUUUCAUUCGCGGUACAUUUUUCAUCUUGCUCCUUUAGAAAAGCUUGAGAGAAAGAGAGGAAAGAGUGACGUAAGCAUCGAGAAAAAAUGUCGCCUUCCCUUCAUCGAUUGAUUGGCAGGGCGUGGUGUGGCCUCGAAUUUAUUCACCUGCUGCACCUUGACUGAUUCUGAGCUUAGUCUAAGAUUAGUUUAUUAGCUUCCACGGCCAAAUACAAAAGUUCAGAGUUCUCCGAUGGUUGUCGACUCGUCUUAUUCACAAAUCCUGUUCUGAUUGUUGAAUUGAUUCAGUGAUCCAAAUGUUCUGAUCUUCUGUGGCCAUUUCUUUUAAAGGGAAAAAGAUAAAUGUGAUUACUGUCGGUGGCCACUUCUCCAUUCCCCGACAAUCAGCCCACGUGAGUUGGGAACGUAACAAGAUGGAAGGAGGGGAGUUGACACAUCACCAAGUCGAUCACGACGCGUGGUUGAGCUGAUUGCUUCAUCCUAUCGAGAACGACCCAAUUUGACUGAAAAUUUUUAUUUGACUGACAUUUUUUUUUUAAUUAAUUUUUUUUUAAAUAAAAAAUACUACAGGUUAUUUGGAACAGUAAAACUUGACAUUUCGUGAUACUUCUCUUUCGUGAUACGUAGCAGACGGAUUACUACUCCUCUGCGUCUUUCGCGAAAGCCGAAGGGGCCAAAGCAGACGAACCCACACUGCGCAAUCGCUUUAUCUAUUAAUCUUCUGUUCUGAAUCGGAUUUCGGGGUGUUCCUCUGUUGAACUUGGCACUUUUUUUGUAAAAUUCUGAUGAUCUACUUUUUGAAUUAAGCUGGUUUAACUGCACAAAAUGGCUCCAGAAUCUGAAUAUUUUGAAAAAACUUGGUCUAAUUUAGAGAAAAUAGUUAAAGGUAUUGUUACACUUGGAAAUGUUUCUCCUACUGCAUGGGAAAGUGGAUGUAGUCAUGUGAAAUUCCUGUGCAAGGCUAAUCCCACUUUAGCUUGGCAAUAUUACGACAAAACUAAAAUGUGUUUAGAGAACCAGGUUAAAUCUCUUCUCAUUCAAGUGAAUGAAAAAAGGAAAGAAGAGACUCUCACAGAAUACUACAAGCUUUUGCAGCAAUAUACCCAAAGAAUUACCCGUUUGGACAAACUCUACACACAUUUGAAUACAAAUUACUUAUGGAGACCAAAAAUUACGGAACCAGACUUCCUUGCUCUUUUCGAGAGGGAGGAUUUUGAAGAGGAACCUGAAGAAAGGAAAGAAAUUCUAGAACUAGGUAUAAAUCACGGGCUAAAAACCAAUAAAAAGUAUGGUUUUUCACGCUUUUUCCCGCGGCGCGACCCUUAAAUAUUUUUUACCCCUCGAAAUAAAAAAUACACGGAGUUUUCACAUAUCAAAGAACCCCGAUCCACAAACGCCCUUGUGAACAAAAAAAAAUCGUUGGGAAUGAAACGCCCUAAUAUCCAUCUCCGAAGACAUGUUUUGGCACACAAUUCAUGGAUGCUGAUGUACGAGAAACCAAGUGUGACGACAUAAACCAUUUCUUCAAAUCUGUUUAUCAUGCUUGUAAGUACAUUUUCAACAACUUCCAUAACAAGUGACCAAUUUAAUGGAUUCACACGAUUAAUCAUCCUUAUGACUCCUCACUCCUUAUGAGUCGUAAUUGCAAUCGCAGCCAAACACGAUUAAGAACUCAUUCAAUUGGACGUGAUAACCGCAUUUCUCUAUUGAGAACGAUGGAAAAGUCGACUGAGAAAUAUACAUUUAACAGCCAGAAGGCUACGUCACCGCUGGACGUGAAAACGAAGUAUG
Molecule: messenger RNA, 2238 nt
Organism: Daphnia pulicaria
Lineage: Eukaryota; Metazoa; Arthropoda; Branchiopoda; Diplostraca; Daphniidae
Exons: 2
Coding region: 1273-1773 (166 amino acids)
Source: RefSeq, a predicted model, not a curated record